Exserohilum turcica Et28A is the source of this 150-nucleotide messenger RNA. RefSeq lists its product as uncharacterized. The record is from RefSeq and is a predicted model, not a curated record. The transcript is spliced from 2 exons. Bases 1 to 150 code for a protein of 49 amino acids. NCBI's taxonomy places the organism in Eukaryota, Fungi, Ascomycota, Dothideomycetes, Pleosporales, Pleosporaceae.
AUGGACUACCAGCACCAACAACAACCCGGCUACGGCCCACCCCAGCCCGGCUAUGGUCCUCCUCCUCAGCAGCCUAUGGCCUACCAGCAGGCCCCUCCACCACCACCCGAAGAGCCCAAGAAGAGCCGAGGAUGUCUGACUGCCUGGUGA